GGGCGACGGAAGCUCCUCGCAGGAUAUUGAGCUGAAUUCAUCCACUCAUGCAAGCGAGACGGCCACAACCACUCCUACUGGACGGGUGAAACAGGAAACCCCAAAUCGCGAUUCUCAGGGGCUGAGUUCUUCAGCUGAAAAGGAGGCAGCGCCUUGUAUGUCCUCUGAGGCGGUCGAAGAACAGACUGCGAUGAUUCUAUCACAGGAAAAUGUGGUCGGUCCAAUUUCAGCUGAAAAUGCGCAAGCAGUGCUGCCUCCAGAUGCAUGCGUUUUUGUUGCAAAGUCAGUAUCAUGUCACGGCUUCCGUUUAAGACGAAAACUGACCAUUCUAGCUUGUCCUCCGCUCGCACUGACGAGCAACUUGAACGAUCUGUGACGGAAGCUUUCAAAGAGUAUGGCAAUGUCUAUGUCAAGAUCCGUCGAGAUAACAACAUGAUGCCAUUUGCGUUUUGCCAAUAUGAGACCGUUCAAAGUGCUCGAGCUGCCAUUCAGUUUGGCAAGAAUAGGUUGAUAGAUGGGCGUCGUUGCCGAACGGAGCCUGCGAGAGUGAAUAGAUCGCUGUACAUGUCCAAGGUCCUCGGUGGGCGGAUCACGAAUCAAGAAGCGCACAGUGUGCUUCAGCGUUUUGGACCUAUUGAAAAGACUUGGGAGGCUAGCCCAACUGAACAGGAAAUUUACCAACUUCCAGAUGGUAUCUGGGUUAAAUUCGCGUAUUAUCAGGCUUGUCGCGAUGCGCAAUCAGCGUUUCGCGAUGAUCAAGAAUAUCGUCUGGAUCAACCUCCGACGCCGCCGGAUGCACCUUCUAAACAGGGUCGGUCGAUGUACUCGCUGACAAGCAGCCCAUUUAAGGAGCCGAGCCCUGGUGCUAUCAAGUACUGGGAGCGCCAAGCCAUCGCGAAGAAGAAUGAAGACGUUUGCACGGUGUUUGUUGGAGACAUCCCAUCCGAGGUCACUCAGGAGGAAAUUAUCGACUUCUUUGGGCAGUACGGAUGUGUAGUUUCUGCCCAAAUCAUCUCACGACCAUCCGCGAAUGGUAAGAUAGUAAAUAACGAACCUUUAUUGUCUUGCUAACAACCACUUAGGUGACGGAGUGAAUAUCUUCGGUUUCGUCGAAUUUUCGAACCAUCGGGAGGCAUUGCUGGCUGUUCGAGGUGAUGUGAGUUUCUCCAUGCAUAUCGUUUGGUCGCCAAGAUUGACGAAAGACCGACCUUAGAACACUCUUGGAGGCGUCAGA
This is a messenger RNA of Xylona heveae TC161, 1234 nucleotides long. RefSeq lists its product as hypothetical. The transcript is spliced from 4 exons. Bases 265 to 1071 code for a protein of 268 amino acids. Gene Ontology annotation, molecular function: RNA binding. The record is from RefSeq and is a predicted model, not a curated record. Lineage: Eukaryota; Fungi; Ascomycota; Xylonomycetes; Xylonales; Xylonaceae.